GAUUAGAUCAGCCCUGCAAAGUGGUGAGCUCAGAGAAUUCUCACUGGCUUUAAACAGUCAGAAUGAAACUGAACAUGUGCCUGUCCAUUCCUGCGAAACAUGGGUGGUUUCCUUUUGAUGCAAGCUUUAGUUUUUAAAAUGCAUGAUAUGUGAAUACAAUCAGAGAGUAAAUGGACCAUUACUGACUGCAUAAAGUGCUGGGGGAUUGCUAUUCUUUUUCCCUCUGAUGUUCUUGUGGCAUCAUACAAAUAGGUUAGAGGUGCUUUGCCUUGGAAACCUUGACAAUUUCAACUGCUGUAUGAUCCCUGAUUCUUCCGACAGCUACAUGGGUCUGAUACUCCUCUGAGAAAAUGUUCAGAAUCCUGUCAAUCCUGAUAUUGGAAGUGCAACUCUACUUGAUACAAGCUUUUUUCAUAGUUGAAGUUCCUCAGCAACGGUACAUUGCAGAAUAUGGGAGCAACGUGACCAUGGAAUGCAGGUUUCCAGUGGAUGGACAGUUAAAUCUUAAAGACUUAAGUGUCAGUUGGGAGCAAAAAGAGUUAAAAGAGCAAAAAUCAAAAGAGGUUUACACUCUUCAAAAGGGGGAAGAAGACCUUAGAUCCCAGCACAGAGACUAUAGAGGAAGAGCAACAUUGUUACGUGACAAAUUGAAUUUGGGAUAUUCAGUGCUUCAAAUCACCGGUGUAAAGCUCAUGGAUGCAGGAUCUUACCGCUGUCUCAUUGACUAUAGAGGAGCUGAUUACAAGUACAUUACUUUGGAAGUAAAAGCAUCCUACACGAGAAUAAAUGUACAAAUAAUGAGUGAACCUGCAGAAGAGGAGUUGGUUUUAACUUGCCAGUCAGAAGGGUUUCCUCUAGCUGAAGUGUUCUGGCAAAAUGAGAAGAAUCUUAAAGUCAACGUAUCUGUAAAUACCACCUACACAUUGACCACAGAUGGACUAUAUAAUGUAACCAGUAUGCUGACAUUCAAGCCAAAUGCUAAUGAAAACUACAGCUGCACAUUCUGGUCUAAAGAAAAUGAAGAAACUUCUUACAUUUUCACUUUAGCUCGACAAACAACAGUUGUUGGAAAAAAAUCUCUGAAUUUAUUUAUCAUCCCAACCUGUGUAAUAGCGGUUGUUCUCAUAGCUGCAUUAACUAUCUUUCUAAAGAGAAAAUCACUGACAAAGCUCCAUGCCAAAAAAGACAAAAAAAGAAAAUGUCCCCAGUUACAGAAAGAAGACAACAGACACUUGAACCCUGAAACCCAGGACUUAAUCAUGACGAAUGUCACAGAUUCAAGAGACUGCACAGAUGUAUGUUCAUGAAAACUCUUCAUCUGCCAUGCCUGCAGUAUGCACUUUUCAGGCUAGGUCUACACUACCCGCCUGAAUCGGCGGGUAGAAAUCGACCUCUCGGGGAUCGAUUUAUCGCGUCCCAUUGGGACACGACAAUCGAUCCCCUAA
Trachemys scripta elegans is the source of this 1445-nucleotide messenger RNA. RefSeq names its product programmed cell death 1 ligand 1-like. Gene Ontology annotation, cellular component: external side of plasma membrane. The record is from RefSeq and is a predicted model, not a curated record. Gene Ontology annotation, biological process: immune response; negative regulation of T cell proliferation; T cell costimulation. Lineage: Eukaryota; Metazoa; Chordata; Testudines; Emydidae. The transcript is spliced from 7 exons. Bases 351 to 1307 code for a protein of 318 amino acids.